Rotaria sp. Silwood1 is the source of this 1374-nucleotide messenger RNA. Lineage: Eukaryota; Metazoa; Rotifera; Eurotatoria; Philodinida; Philodinidae. The record is from the annotation of a GenBank genome assembly.
AUGUCAUCUACCGUACAAUCUAAUACUUUUUUACCGGGUGGUAUCGGUAGUCUUUAUAAUAAUAAUCUCGCAUUAGCACCGCCAUAUAUUUUCGUAAUUAUACUCGGUAGUCUGAUAUUCAUUCUCAUUGUCAUAAUUAUUAUUCGAGAAAUUCUUACGUCUCGUGGUAUACUGAAAGAUUGUUGUAAUUUUCAAGGAGCUGGUGUUCAAUGUUUGGGUUGCCAAGAAUGUUGUGCAUCAUGUGCUGAAACAUGUGAUUGUUGUCAUACAACAUCUAUUGAAUCAUGUUUUGAUGCAUGUUGUCCAAAACGCGGAUCACUCGAAUUUGCUGAUAUUAUUACAUGUGAAGCAUGUUGUGGUGGAAAAGGUUGCAAUUGUUGCGGAUUUGAUUGUGUUUGUGCACCGACGGAUGUCAAUAUAAUUAUGACGUCAUUCAUGGAAGAUUAUUUUCGAACAGCUUUAAGUAAAGAAUUAGCAAUCGCACCACCAGAACGUGAUCAUGAACAUUUAUCAUCAACUUCACGAUUGUUAGAAAAACAACGUGAAGUUACAGAAGCCGAAGCAUUAUUAGCUAAUCAAAAAGAAGAAUUUAAAUUAAAAAUGCAAAGUUUAAAAUUACGUCGUGAAAAAUUAAAUACAAAAGAACAUGAAUUACGUGAAAGUUUAGCUAAUUUUGAAAAAUAUAUCAAUGAACUUGAUUCCAAACGAAUGCGAGCACUUAAACGAGCACAAGAUGAACGUGAACUUGCAUCAGUCAAAGAUAAAGAUAUUGAAAAAUUACAAGCUGAAAUCGAUGAUUUAAAACAAAAAAGAGAAGAAUUAUUAGCUCGUAUUGCUAAAUAUGCUAAUCAUAAUAAAUAUCUUGAAAAAACUGUUGAAACAGCUGAUGAGUUUCAAGAAAUUCGUGAAUUAAUCGAUCGUUAUACAACAUUAAAAACAAAUAAAGAAUCUUUAUUGGAAAUUCAAAAUCAACGUGAAGAACAAUUAGAAGGUUUACGUCGAAAACGAGAAGCAUUUAUACAAAAAAAGAACAAUGAAAUAUUAAUAUUAAAUAAUCGAAUUGGUGAUUUACAACGUGAACUUGAACGAGUUGAAAUUGAAGCAAGAAGUGCUGAAAAUGAAUGGAAUUUUAUUCAAACAACAGCAGCUGAAAAAACAUUACUACUUGGCAAUGUUAUCUUAGCUGUACGUAAUUUACAACAACUUGUACGUCAUCAACAAAAAGUUGAUAAAGAAGAAGAAGGUGGUGAAACUGAAGAUCCCAUACAAAGAGUUCGACAACAAAUGGAUAAAGUUCAUAUGUUUAUUCAUGAUUUUACGGCAAUUACAAAUGAAAUGAAACGUUCUGAACAAGCUAAAGCAAAAAUCAGUUAA